Drosophila willistoni is the source of this 777-nucleotide messenger RNA. RefSeq lists its product as uncharacterized. The record is from RefSeq and is a predicted model, not a curated record. Lineage: Eukaryota; Metazoa; Arthropoda; Insecta; Diptera; Drosophilidae. The transcript is spliced from 2 exons. The coding region runs from base 119 to 520 and encodes 133 amino acids.
CGUUCCCACUGAUUCGUUGCUCGAUAAGCUAAUAACUGAGAGAGACUUGUACUAUAUACUAUAUGUACAUAUAGUGUAUUGUAUAUAGAAACCAGCGUUUUGUUUAUAUUUAUAAAUUAUGAAAUCACAUAAAUUGCACAAGUUUCAAAUGCUGUUGAUGCUGACAAUGAUUGCCGCCAGCGCGUGGAGUCAGCCAUACAUAAAGCCGGAAGCAUUGCCAACAUUAACAUCGUCGUCACAUCAAGCGCCAGUACAAUCAAUACAUCAACCCUUUUUAGUUAUACAGAAUAAUGUCAAGAAUCUACAAGAUUUAAAGGAUUAUGAAAUAAGGAUACCAAAAGCACCACAACAAAAUGAACCAUGCUUGACCAUAACAUGGAAAACGAAUCCCGAUGGCAGUGGACCAGAUGAUCCAAAGAUCUAUUAUGUUGAUGGUUAUUUUCGUAUAAUGCCAUCGAUACGAGAACGAGGGCAACAACAACAACAACAACGACAGCCGGAGCAAAAUCAGCGGCAGUAACUGGAUCAUCCUCUAUAUACAUAUAUUUAUUUCACGUUUUACGAACCUAAGAAAGGUAUUAUUGAAUCAAAAGUUCUAAAAACCAGAGAAAAAAAAAAACAAGAAAAAUCUAAAAACAAACUCUUUGGAAAUGCAGAUUUAUUUUACCCUAAAAUGGUCUCUAAUUUUUUUCUUAAUUUAAAAUAUUUUCUAAAAUUGUCUUCAUUUGUCUAAAAAUUUCCAAUUGCUUAAAGUAAAUAGCAUUCAAAUUUCUACUU